This is a messenger RNA of Fulvia fulva, 987 nucleotides long. RefSeq lists its product as uncharacterized. The coding region runs from base 1 to 987 and encodes 328 amino acids. The transcript has 2 exons. Lineage: Eukaryota; Fungi; Ascomycota; Dothideomycetes; Mycosphaerellales; Mycosphaerellaceae. The record is from RefSeq and is a predicted model, not a curated record.
AUGGAGCCGCGGAAGUUUCGGUCACCGUGGUUCACGAAGAAAGCAGCUACCAUGGGUCUUGAACCAGUAAGGGAAGAGAACGAGGAUAAGGAGGAGAAUAGGAACAGACUUACAGCCGCUGCACCGGCCGCGUCUCUCAGCAAGGAGCCUGUCGUGCCCGCCCCCUUCGAGGCAUCAAAGUAUCAGCAGCGCAAGAAUGAAAAACAGAACGCGAAUCAGAAACUUCAAAACGCCUUCUCCACCAUAAGCGCUCCCCGACGACUCGAAGCUCCAUGGAGACCUCAGGCUCAAGAAUAUCAGGAGGCGCAGAAAACCAUCGAAGAGCACCAACAGAAGUCUAUGCGCAGAGGCACUGAGCAGCUGCCUCGAGCGGCACGUGCAUCCCAGCAACAGAGCAACCAGGGGAACGUCCUCAAGCUAGGAAAUGCUGCCGGUGUGAAGUACGAAAAGGAGCGCCGGACCAAGACCGUGAAGAACGGGAUUUCAUUCAGCGAGCAGCAGCCAGGAUGGAUCGGCUGGUGCAGCGACAUCUACCCAUUGCGUGCGCACAACAAGGUCAAGCCUGGCGACCUGGGCACCUUAUGUGACCUUCAAGGGAUCUGGUUCCACGACGCGGGCCACUUCCACGUCAUUUCGAAGCGGUACCCGAACACAGUCAACUACGUUACGGUGUACAGCUUCGGCGAUACUGGCUUGGCCGAGCGCCCCGAGGAGGAGCACGACGAGUACUUGAACGUUAUCCCGAAGGACGUCAACGAAGAAGACUUCACUCCGCAAAACCCGAAUACACCAAAUCUCAAGAUCAUUGCGAAGUACGGCAAGCGGGGCAUGGACAGGAAGACCAUGGUCGUUCGUGUCAGUAGGGUCAACACUCGGAAUGUCGACUGCGAUGAGCUUGAGAGAUGUGGCGAGCUGGAUCCUGAGAGCACCAAGAUCCUGAUCGCAGAGGUCUUGAAGGCUCAGGGUGGUGAAGUCAAGGAAGAAUAG